AUGACUGAGCGAAUUGAAGUCCUCCCUCAAACCCUGAGUCCUUCCAGAACACCUGUUUUGGACAGACGCAUUAAACGGGCCUCGGCGCAAGGAAAAGGCCACUCUGGCAGCGCUGACAGUAGAACGUCUCGCAAAGCUGUGGUCCAUCGUCAGAGAGAGGAGAUGAAGAAGCGCAAAGUAGGCACACGGAGGGCUGACCAGAGUAGAAUCUCAGCCCUCCAAUGUUGCUCGCCAUCUCGAAAGAGUUUAGGCAAAGCAGCAGCCAGACCACGGCCUGCUCUGCUGCAUGGCUCUGCUAGACGCAAAGCCCCAGGCGUUGAAAGUCAUCAGCCCCUAAGUGUGCAUCAGUCCAGGGAGAGGCCCACUAGUCCCACCAGGGCUGCUCUGUUAAAAAUGGAAAGUCAGCGUCAGGGGACUGAUAAACAGUCCUCCCGGCCCGGCUCUGCUUGUAGCCGUAAGCGGAACCCUCUGUUGGAGGCGGUGCUCAAUGAAGACUGGCCUUCCCCUGCAUGCUCUUAUUCACCCCCUCUGCCUCAAAAACAGGCAGAGAAGGAGAGAACGUACCGUAGCCCAGAGAAGAGGUCAUCCCUGCCGAGGCCAGCUAAAUCCUUGACACGCCACAUCCCUGCAGCAGAACAAGAAGACGGCACUCCUUCCAGGCCGACCUCAAUCCACCAAGGUGGCAGACGAUCUGGGAGAGCGUCUAGUAUGAAAGGCGCGGACACUGGUCGUUCCUGGUCCGCUCGUAGUGGCACCUCCACCCCGGGCUCUGCUGUCACACCAGGCACACCUCCGAGCUACUGUCGCACACCUGGCUCACGCACCCCUGGCAGCCACACCCCCAAGUCCUUCAGUGUUCUCCAGGAGAAAAAGGUGGCCGUGAUCCGAACUCCGCCCAAGUCGCCGUCCUCGGCUCACCGUCAGCUGAAGGUUCUAAAUCAACCCCUCCCUGACAUCAAGAAUGUUAAGUCUAAGAUCGGAUCCACCACCAACAUCAAGCAUCAACCGAAAGGCGGGCAGGUCCAAAUUUUAAGCGAGAAGCUGGACUUCAGUCAUGUUCAGUCUAAGUGCGGCUCCAAGGACAAUCUGAAACACUCACCUAAAGGAGGCAAUGUCAUGAUUCCAAGUGUCAAACUGGAUUACAGCCAUGUCCAGGCUAAAUGUGGAUCCCUGAAUAAACUGCAUCACACAGCCGGUGGAGGAAAUGUCCAGAUCCAGACCAAGAAGAUCGACCUGACCCACGUCACCUCCAAAUGUGGCUCCAUGUCCAACAUCCACCACAGACCCGGUGGAGGAAAUGUGCGAAUCGACAAUGUGAAGCUGGACUUCAAGGAGAAGGCUCAGGCCAAGGUGGGCUCCAUGGACAAUGCCAGCCACACACCAGGAGGGGGAAACAUUAUGAUUGAAAGCCACAAGCUGACCUUCCGUGAGACGGCCAAGGCUCGUGUUGACCACGGGGCAGAGAUCAUUAUCACACACUCCCCAGGCAUGGAGACAGGAGGCACGUCGCCCCACCUGUCCUCUGCUGGCAGCAUGAACAUCCUGGAGUCUCCCCAGCUCUCCACACUGGCCCAAGAUGUCACCGCUGCACUAGCCAAGCAGGGCUUAUGAACUGGCCACCGUACCUUUCCCAGUCUUCUCUUCUUCCUCUCACUCCAUGUCCCCACCUCUGUAGUUGAUUGACUGUCUUGUCCAUCAGCGACCUCCAUGACCCCAAAAGGAGAUUUGAAUACUAAGAAAGAAUAUUCUUUCAACCCCACUGUUCCCUCUGUCUGCUACCAUUAUGGACUUAUCUCUUCCUUCCAGAUGGAGACACGAGGAUUGACUGUGUUUGGUAAAGGUUUUAAGAUUGUACAGUGGUUUCCUUUUUUAAGUAUUGAAGCCGUUCGGAUCCACUCAAUUCGGAUCUCAAGGAUUGAUGAGAGGAAAAUGUCAGCGUGUCUGCUGAAAAUGUGAGAUUUUAAUGGUUCGUUUUUAUUCUAAGUGGUAGGUGAGGUUUUGUAUGUUUCCUGUGGCUGCUCUGGCUCAUUAGCACUGCUUCAAAUUUUGAAAAACAGGACAGGAUUAGGCUUGUCUUGGCAUUGAGAGUGGUGUGUGAGGAGUUUCUCAGCUGUUGCAUCAUCAAUCGUGUACCUGACUCAUUGGGUGUUUCAGCCUUUGAGCGCUGGACAUCCUCAUCGGAGGUGGCCGCCUCCAGUGUGCCGUACCCAGCCAUCACACUCUCCUGGUUCUAUGAAGCAUCUGGCGUCCUCCUUCCUGACUCUCACUCACCGCGUACCAGAACUAACAAUGGACACUUCAAACCCAGUUCCUCAGACUGGCUAAAAUCAAAUCUACAAUUUCUGUCCGUAAAAUACUGAAAACAUUGCUACGAGUUUCCAUCCAUAACCAGGUGAAUAAAAACCAGUAAGGAAAGCUAGUCUGAAUCACCGUUGACUGUUUAACUUGGUUCAGUGCAGUUAAGCUUGUAAACUUUGUUUUCCAAUUGCUUUUAUUUCUUGUAACUUGUGGUUUUAGUAGACUAAUGUAUGCAGAGAAAACAAAAGAGAUUUGCAGAAGAAAAAAAAAAAAGUUUUGCGUGAGAGUUGCACUUAUUUUGUUUUGAACUUGAGACAUUCCACACAAGCAGCCAGCCAUUGUUCAUCUGUUAGGAGGCAGAAAAUGUGGAGAAAGGUGCGAUUCUUGGUUUAAGAUGAUUAACACUUCUCUUGCAGAUUCUCUAAUCACGUUGUCAUCGCUGGAUGUCGGCUUUUCAUCCGCCUGUCUUUUCUCUACUCUUCAAUCCCCGCGUUUGCCUGUGUAUGUGCAUAUUUAAGAAAACAUGUAGAUGUGUGCCCGCGUCCCCUUGUUUGACAUGUUCUGACCGUGACGACAAAAGUAAAGAAUAUUACA
Messenger RNA from Synchiropus splendidus (mandarinfish), 2892 nucleotides. RefSeq names its product microtubule-associated protein 2-like. Gene Ontology annotation, cellular component: neuron projection. The record is from RefSeq and is a predicted model, not a curated record. Bases 1 to 1611 code for a protein of 536 amino acids. The transcript is spliced from 12 exons. Gene Ontology annotation, molecular function: microtubule binding. Gene Ontology annotation, biological process: neuron projection development; microtubule cytoskeleton organization. NCBI's taxonomy places the organism in Eukaryota, Metazoa, Chordata, Actinopteri, Syngnathiformes, Callionymidae.